This is a messenger RNA of Syzygium oleosum, 4148 nucleotides long. RefSeq lists its product as uncharacterized. The transcript is spliced from 5 exons. The record is from RefSeq and is a predicted model, not a curated record. NCBI's taxonomy places the organism in Eukaryota, Viridiplantae, Streptophyta, Magnoliopsida, Myrtales, Myrtaceae. Bases 500 to 4006 code for a protein of 1168 amino acids.
CGCGCACCCUUCUCCCUCUCCCUCUCUCUCUCUCUCUUUCUUCUGGCCCAUGCUGCUUCGACUUUAAUCCCUAGAACCACCCGAGCAGAAAACUUCCUCGCGGUGGUCUUCUCGUCAUUUCGUCCCCAAUCUCCGGCGAUCUGCCUCCGUCUCCGGCCGCACCCGCCGCCGUCGCCGCCGUCUCCUCUUCCGGUUAGGUCUUCCGUUCUCCCCCUCCAGUCCUUGCAUUUGCUCCGAGGUCCCGAUCUUCCUGUUCACCACUCGCGCGAUUUUGAUUCCGUGGGUUUUGCUCCGUCCGCGAUUCGACUCGCUCAAAUUUUAGUUCGGGACGCUCGAUACAGUUGAUUGUACAGUUCCGGCGGAAGUUUUGUCGGAGCGAUUUGAGGAAGUAGGGUUUUUUGUUGUGUCGGGGGGGGCGAGCGGAUCUUAGCUUUCUAGUGUCCGAGUGUUGUUCGAGGAUUUGCGGUUAGGGGUUAGGGUUUUCGAUUGAUUACCAGAGAUGCCGAGGAGUUCGCGCCACAAGUCGAGCAAGCACAGCACGAGGGACGCGAGGGAUUAUUCGGACUCGGAGGACGACUCGGGCUUGAAGGAGCGGAAGGCGAACGAGGAGGGCAAUGCUAGGGUUCCGAAGGACAUGGGCCCGAGCGAGAAGCGGAAGGUCGAUCCGAAGGAUGGCAAGGAGCUGUAUGGUUCUGGGAACGGAGAGUACUUGGAUGAGUACAGUUCUUCGAAGAGGCGGAAGGAGAAGGUGGUCGAUGGAGCGAGCGAUAGGUGGAAUGGGGGUGGUGAAGCGGAUGAAAGAGGGGGCGAUGGCUCGAAGAAGGCCAAGGGGGUGAGCGAAUCGAAGAGUAGGCGAAGGGAUGAUGAGAUUGAGGAGAUGAAGAGGAGUGGGGGAAAGAGUGAGAAGCACAGGGAAACGAGUCGGAAGGAGGGGAGAGAUAGCGAAAGGAGAGGGAGAGAAGCCAAAGGAGAAAAAUCGGGUGAUAACGAAGAAGGAAGGAGCUCUAAGCGUGAAAUUACUACUGAGUCAAAAGCAGAGGCAGCAGUGCAAAACCCUGACUCAUUAUCGGAAAGCCUACUUGAAGGACGAAGUAAGAGGAGGAGAGAUGACUCUGCUGAUUGGAGCAAGUAUCAAGAUGACAUUGGCGAUGGAAAGAACAGGCAUGCUUCGUCUGUGGAGGAUGCUGCGAAGGAUGUAAGGCGGAAAGAUGAAAAGCAGAGAGAUGAUAGGUACAGGGAUCGGUACCGGGAAGAGGUUGACAGGGACAGCAAGAACCGUAUUGAAAAGAAGAAAGAUGAGUUUCCUGCAAAAGAUCGCACUGGAAGCAAAUCCAAUGAUAAGUACUUGAAGGAUGAUCGAGAUAAUACUGAGGCUCGACAGAAGAAACCUAAGCCCCAUGAUGGACUUCGUGAGCAUGACAUUGAUUCUGCCCGUGAUCAUGACCAUGACAGGGACCAGGACAGGGACAGGGAGCAUGAUCAGGAUGGAUACCGAAGUCGAGAUCGGAUUCGGAGUGGUGAACGUGAUCGUAAUCCUGCUCGGGAUAAGGAGAGGGAUCGUGACUGGGAGCAUGAUAACGACCGAGACCGAGAUCGAGACCGUGACCGUGACCGUGAAUGGGAGGUUGAGCUUGCUCAUCAUGAUGAUAGAAGUAUUAAGUACAAAGAUCGCAGAGGAAGGAAAAGAUCUCCAGAUGAUCAUGAUGAUUAUAGUGAUAGUAAACUUCGAGGUAGUAAAGCUCAUAAUUCUGAUUCAGAAAAGAGGUCUUUGAGUGGAAGCAAAGUUGAGGCAGAUGGUAGGGUUGGAUCUCAAUCUCGUCAAGUCCAUGCCGAAAUCACUGUGAACAGCAGUAGACGCCGAGCCUCACCGACUUUAAGUUCACAUGGUGGCACUGAUGAACAUAGGCAUGUUAGGCAAGAUGACCUAAAGUACAGGGAUCUGCCAAUCGAGAGUCGGCCGAAAGCAACAGAGAGAGGUUCAAAAUACAGAUCUCUGGAAAAGACAAGUAAAAUGGACGAUGGUCACUAUGUGGAGUUGUCGGGUGAAAGAUCUUCAAGCAAGGCAUCACCCAUGGGCUUGGUGGAAAGAUCUCCUUCAUCACCCAGUAUAGAGCGUAGACACAUGCAUAGAACUGGUGUUAGGAGAAGUCUUGAUGUGGAAGAACAAGGACGAAGUAGCCGUGCUUCUGCUGAUGCUAGAGAUUUGUCUGUCGGUGAGGGGAGAUUCACUCGUGAUAUACCUCUAGACAAACCAGUAUUAGAUGAGUCCCCUCAAGCUGAUUCAUCUUUCUACAAUAGACCUGGUCAGAGGAGUUCUUCAAUACCUCCACCACCUUUCAGGGCUGGAGUGGAAAGCCCUACUUUCAUGGGAUUGGAAGAAGAUGGCAGGAAUAACCUAAAUGCCCGUUACAAGCGAAGUGGGGAUCUGAACUUGGGGAGAGGGCCCGUGAAUAAUUGGAGGAGUGUACCAAAUUGGUCUCCAGUACCAAAUGGUUUCAUGCCUUUCCAACAUGGACCGCCUCAUGGAAACUUCCAAGGAUUGAUGCCACAUUUUCCUUCUCCUCCAUUAUUUGGUGUUAGACCUCCAAUGGAUAUUAAUCAGUCUGGUAUACCUUAUCCGAUGGCUGAUACUGACAGAUUUUCUGGCCAUAUGCGCCCACUGGGAUGGCCAAAUAUGAUUGAUGCAUCUGGCCCUCCUCGCUUGCAUGGAUGGGAUGUGAACAGUGGUGCUCUGAGGAAUGAACCUCCGAUAUAUGCUGGACCUGAUUGGGAUCAUAGUAGGCAUCCGGUGAAUAGUCGAGGAUGGGAAACUAGUGCAGACAUGUGGAAGGGGCAUUCUGGUGGUGCUAACGUGGACUUGCCAUCCACAUCCCAUAAAGAGUCCAUUCCAGGGCUCUUUCCCAUGAAUGAAGGCUCUGCUGGGCAAGUAACUCAAAAGCCCAAUAAUGAGGAUAGCCAUGAGCUUGUUCAGGCAAAAGCUGCUGAAAUCAAGGCCAGUGUUACUUCUUCCGAGAAAGAAACCUCCAAGUCUUCUACGGAGAUAGCUGGUGAAAACAGACCCGAUUCUUCCAAGUCAUCAGAAAGCAAUAAGCGCAUGAAUAUUAGCCGGAUCUAUCUUUCUAAGCUUGACAUCUCAAAAGAGCUUGUUCAUUCAGAGGUGUAUCAGUGCUGCAUGAACUUAUUGGAUGGGGAUCUAAACUGUACUGCUGAUGAAGACCCUAUAGCGCGUGUCAUUCUUAAGAAUCACCCAAGAUUGGAGCCGAAGGCGUCGGAUGGUUCAUUGAGCAGUUCGCUGUUUCCUGCUAUAAAUGAUUCUGUUUUUCAGAAAGCAAUGGACCUGUACAAAAAGGAGAGGCUAGAAACUAGGGAUAUUGCCAUGUCUAAAGGGGGAUUGCUUGAUUUUGUAUUGUCAACUACCCUGAAUAAGGUGAAGGAGCAAGACCGAGUCGGCCACGUGGUUGAGAAGGAAGAGCCAGCUCGUACAGUUGAUGAAAGGAUACAAUCACCAACUUCAGCUGUUGAUCAAAUGGAAGUAAAAGCAAUUUUAAGUGCUGCGGGGGAGGAAAAGCUUGGGGACUCGGUUGCGAUUUCUAGGAAGGAUGUUCCAGAACCUAUACUUGUUUCUUCUUCCAAGAAAUCAGGACAGGUUCAAAAGGUUCAGGGGUAUCUGGGGGAAGAUCCAAUAGGAUUAUCUCCUGGGGAGAAGGGAGAUUCAAUACACAUGUCAGUGAAUCUGGAUGAUGCACGUGCAGAUCACAUUUUAUCGCGUGAUCAUGCUUCGCAAGCUGCUGCCGUUUUGCCCAUUGAUGACAGUGGCACAGAGUUGGUGGUCAAGACUGCAAGUGAUCAUGUUUCUGAGGAAACCGGGCAUUUUGGUAAUAUAGUAGGCGAUUCUUUAGUUGUUGAUGGUCCUUCCAUUACCCACGAGGCAUCAAUGCCCGGGUCAAAUGAGUCUCACCUGGUAAAUUUAAGUCGGAUACAUCAUUCUCCUGAAAGUACACAUUAGACGUUUUCUAUAUCCAUGCAUUUGUAUGUGCUUUAUUUCCAAAGUUAUCUGCCUUCUCCUUAUCAUGUUUCUCUCCCCUUUCAGCAAGGAAAUAAAAGAAAUCUUGUCUCUGGGCCCCCCCAGAGAGGAGAUUUUUGGCGUA